Melampsora larici-populina 98AG31 is the source of this 1928-nucleotide messenger RNA. RefSeq lists its product as uncharacterized. NCBI's taxonomy places the organism in Eukaryota, Fungi, Basidiomycota, Pucciniomycetes, Pucciniales, Melampsoraceae. The transcript is spliced from 3 exons. Gene Ontology annotation, cellular component: cytoplasm; nucleus. Gene Ontology annotation, biological process: ribosomal large subunit export from nucleus. Gene Ontology annotation, molecular function: ribosomal large subunit binding. The record is from RefSeq and is a predicted model, not a curated record. The coding region runs from base 33 to 1682 and encodes 549 amino acids.
UCGACUCUUUUCACCAUCAGAUUCAUUGAAAGAUGGAGAUUGACUCGACAACAGCUUCCUACGUGCCUCCGCCGACUCAAGUAGCGUAUGUCCUAUGUGCUGAUUGUGGAACCGCCAUUGAACCUAAUACCGCUGGUCUCUGUGUCAACUGUCUUCGUAACACGGUCGAUAUUACAGAAGAGAUACCUAAGCAGACUGCCCUCAGUUUUUGUCGUAACUGUUCACGUUAUCUUUCACCUCCGCAAACAUGGUUAUUGGCCGAACUUGAAAGCAAGGAGUUACUUGCGAUCUGUCUUCGAAGGCUUAAAGGUUUGACCAAAGUCAGACUCAUUGAUGCAGGAUUUAUAUGGACAGAACCUCACAGUAAGAGGUUACGCGUUAAGCUCACUAUCCAGAAGGAGGUAUUAGCUUCAACUAUACUUCAGCAGAUCUUUGAAGUAGAAUACAUUGUUCAACACACUCAGUGUCCUACCUGUUGUCGUUUGGCUGCUAAAAACAUGUGGCGCGCCUUAGUCCAAGUUCGUCAAAAAGUCGACCACAAGCGAACUUUUUUGUACCUCGAACAGCUCAUCCUUAAGCACAGUGCCGAUAAAGAUACAGUUGGAAUCAAAGAAUCCAAGGAUGGUCUUGAUUUUUUUUAUGCUACCAGACAACAUGCGAUCAAAAUGGUGGAAUUCUUAUCGGCCAUCACACCUGUACGAAGUAAAACUAGUGAACAACUUAUCUCAGCCGAUGAAAAGAGUUCAACAGCAAAUUAUAAAUUCACUUAUUCCGUAGAACUAGUUCCGAUCUGUAAAGAUGAUAUAGUUUGUUUACCUGCAAAGUUGGCUAGAUCACAAGCCAACGUGGCUCAAAUCUUAGUUUGUACCAGGGUGGGCACAUCAGUUCAUUUAGUCGAUCCUAUUACACUUCAAGCGAUCGAUUUACAAGGACCGGUAUAUUGGAGGAAUCCCUUUCCGCCAUUAGCAUCCGUCUCGAACUGUAUAGAGUUUGUCGUCUUGGACAUCGAGCCAACUUGUCAUCCACCUAAACAUGUUGGCAAGUUCUACCUCGCUGACGCUCAAGUAUCUCCGGUGACAUCUUCUAUGGGAGAUGAUGCGAUCUUCCAUACUCGCACACAUCUAGGUGGUAUAUUGAGGCCCGGUGAUACUGUAUUAGGCUACCAUCUUGCCAACUCGAAUUUCAACGAUACCAACUUCGAGCUUAUGAAAUCAGAUCGAAUUCCUGAAGUCAUCCUGGUCAGAAAGACGUAUCCAAACAGACGAAAGAGAAACAGGACGAGAAACUGGAAGUUGAGGUCGAUUGCUAAAGAAGCUCAAGAUGCACCUGAAGAUCAUGCUGGAUUAGGUCGAGCAAAAGUAGAAGCUAAGAAAGGUUCAAGAGGAAUGGCAGACCAAGCAAAGGUAGAAGCCGAAUAUGAAUUAUUCUUAAGAGAUCUAGAAGAAGAUCCAGAAUUAAGACAAAACGUUCAAUUAUUUAAAGCUGAACCGAAGCAGAAGAAGAUGGCAAUUGAUUCGAUGGAGAUUGAAGGAGAUGCUGAAUCAGUGGUAGAAACGGAAAUGGAUGAAGAUGAUGAUUUCCCUAAGAUUCAAUUAGAUGAAUUACUUGAUGAGAUGGAAGCCUUGAAGAUUAGAGAAGAAGCUUUAGCUGAAGUAGAUGAAGUAGUAGAGGAAGAAGAGUGAUCAAGAUAUCUCAUUUGAUUUGGGGUUUUACUUUUUGAGCUUCUUAUACUCUUCAAUACAUAACAUUCUGUUGGUAAACAAAAUGCAUUUUGUAAUGAAGCACUAUUGACAGCUAACAAGCUCAUUGUGACGCUUUUGUUCAAGUCUUUUUUGAUGUUUGUUGGUCUUCAAAAAUGUCUUGAUUGAAAGUGCAUUCAUGUUUAAUGUUGUGUGUGCCCUGCUAAAAUAUAGCUAUGCUAUAAUCUC